AUGCCAGGAUUCAUCAAAAUCUUGUAUUGUCUCAUGGAUUAAGAUUUGAGCUGAAAAGUAACAAACUGUUAUAUAAAUAGGUUCUUCUUCAUUAUUUUAAACAUAUAAACUACUCUAGUUUUUUUGGUUCAUUCUAAGUCUUAACAAAGAUAACCAAAUUUAAACAAUUUUAAGAAAAAGCAAGAUUUAAACAAUUUUAAGAAAAAGCAAGAAUUAAGAUGGAUAAGAAAUUAAACAUAAAUAUUUUAGAAAAAGAUUAAUAUCUAUAUAAUAUAAUGAAUCAAAUUAUUGACAAAUGUUAUAAUUUAUUAAUAGAAGAAAUAAUCAUGAUAGUAAUAAAAAAACUAUUAAUCCAAAUCAACCAUUUAUUCUUAAAAUUUUAAAGUUGCUGUAUUAUACUAAUAUAAAGGAUAUAAUAGUAGAUUUGAGAAAAAUAUACAAAUUUUGAAAUAAAAAGCAGCGUUUAUCCUUGAAGAGAUGCGAAACCAAAAAAAAAGUAUUUUUAUAAAUUUAAGUUUUUAAGUAGUCUAUUUGAUUGAAAUGAAUCAUAAAUUGGAAAGAAUAAAUAUAAUAAUUGUUACAAUGUUCUAGCAUAAGAAAUUAAAAAGAACUAUGAUUAAAUAAGAUAGAUAUUUUUGA
Messenger RNA from Paramecium sonneborni, 639 nucleotides. The record is from the annotation of a GenBank genome assembly. NCBI's taxonomy places the organism in Eukaryota, Ciliophora, Oligohymenophorea, Peniculida, Parameciidae.